This is a messenger RNA of Poecilia latipinna (sailfin molly), 961 nucleotides long. RefSeq names its product thrombin-like enzyme elegaxobin-1. Gene Ontology annotation, biological process: proteolysis. Gene Ontology annotation, molecular function: serine-type endopeptidase activity. The coding region runs from base 3 to 767 and encodes 254 amino acids. The transcript is spliced from 6 exons. The record is from RefSeq and is a predicted model, not a curated record. Lineage: Eukaryota; Metazoa; Chordata; Actinopteri; Cyprinodontiformes; Poeciliidae. Gene Ontology annotation, cellular component: secretory granule.
CAAUGGCUCUGGUGAAGGUUCUGCUGCUGCUUGGGCUGGGUGUUUCAGUGAACUCAGAUGUUUCUCUGCAGAAGAGAAUCAUUGGAGGUCAUGACUGUGAUGUCAAAGAGCGUCUUUAUCAUGUUCGGAUUAUGGGCAGCGACGGUAAAACAAGGACCCGCUGUGGAGGAUCUCUGAUCCACCCUGAGUGGAUCCUGACUGCAGCUCACUGCUGGAAGUGGGAGCGAGGAUGGUCUAUGACAGCAGAGUUAAAGGUUCAUCCAUGGAAUCCUCAAAGGAAUCGUUGGCAGGACGAUCAGAUAAUCCUAGACAAUCCUGUGGUUUAUAUUGACAACAACGGCCGACAGCAUGACAUCAUGUUGCUGAAGCUUCGGAGACCAGUGAAAGACAUUGUUCCUAUCCCACAGCCAGACUGUAAUAAUCGUCCUAAAAAAGGUAGUAAAGUUCAGCUGGCAGGGUAUGCAACAACAGAUGUUGGCCUCAAUAAUAAGCGAGUACGUAAUAAUAAUCCUUCACCGCAUCUUCAGUGUGUCGACAUGAAAGUUGUUGAUGAUAAUCCACAAGAUUUCGAACAUAUCUUUUUAGUUAAAGAAACUGACAAGGAUAUUUGUCCUGGCGACUCUGGUGGAGGAGUGGUGUUCAACAAUAAGAUUUAUGGUGUGAUUUCUUUUGGUGGAAACAAACAAUAUGCAUGUCUGAGUGAUGCUGGCAUCAUGGAUGUCUGUGGCUACAUCAGCUGGAUAAAACAAACAACCGGGCUUCCAUAAAAAAAUAACUGCCAUGUAAUUAUAUAUCAUCAUUUUCAGAUGUAAUUUUAUAAUUGUAUCUUCAGCAGUUUGUCCAAAUGUUUAUAGAAUUAGGACCAAUUCUUUUUUUUCCCUCACCUGACCUUGACCUCCCUGUGAGGACCAAUAAUGGAGCUUUCUCUGCCCCAGAAAUGGAAAAUAAAUCAGUAAAUGAA